This is a messenger RNA of Dama dama (fallow deer), 5105 nucleotides long. RefSeq names its product protein FAM151A-like. Bases 3483 to 4970 code for a protein of 495 amino acids. Lineage: Eukaryota; Metazoa; Chordata; Mammalia; Artiodactyla; Cervidae. The transcript is spliced from 6 exons. The record is from RefSeq and is a predicted model, not a curated record.
UCAAGUAACCUGCCCAAGGUCACACAGCUUGCACGUGUUAAAGCGGGGGACUGGAAGCUAGCAGUCUUGGGUUCAGGGUCGGCCAUGGUGCUCCUCCUCCCAGAUGUGAUGUGUAGAGCUCCUGGGUGGGCGGGGAGGGGUGGGGGGUGAAGGGGAGGGAGGGCCUGGGAAUUUCCUGUGGGCUCCUUGUGGAGAGCAGCACUCUUCACCUGUCUGCACCCCUUAGGACCAGGGCUACUACUGCAGCUGCAGGAACAUGAAUCUUCCCUCAUUUCCUCUUCCCUCAUACCCAUCCCCCACCCCCUAAACAAGUUAGCUCUCAGAUUCAGGAUCUGGAAAGCCCCGUGUGAAUGGCCGUGCAGGAGGAAGCUGGAUCCAGGAGCUGAUCACAAGGAGAUAAGUUAGGUCCAUCCAUCUUUAGUCCCCCUCACUGAGCAUUGGCUGGCCCGUGCUCUGCACCCAGCUUGAGAGGCGGUGGAGAAACGAGACGUGGUCCAGAGUUCAGGGGCUGCCAGCAUCUCAAGGGAGGCAGCUGGUGCAGGCCAAGCAAGGCAGCAGCUUCAGACAGUCAUCAGGACUGAGACCUGGGUUCCAGCCCUGGCUCCCUCCCAGGGUACCUCCACCUUCCCCAGACUGGACCUGGCCCCUGUUAGAUGGGGGAGGAGACCCCUCAGCAUCCAUUCUCCUUAGCUACCCUCUUUUCUGCCCAGCUACCCGCCUGGGGCCUGGCCUCUCUGGGCCUUGCUGGGCCCCAAGCCCCUCCGCAUGCCUCUCUUAGCAUCCCCAGGUAACGAAGUUAAGACAAGAAAGCCAAAGAAAUAAAGGCUACCUUCAUAUAGCCCUUCACAAUUUACAACCUGUUGGUUUUUUGUUUUUUUUAAUUUUUAUUUUUUACUACAACUUUUAUUUCCAUGUUUUGUAGUUUAAAACCUAGAGCGAUUCAUCCCCAUCUUGCCAGUGAGGACACCAGGGAGUCCGGAGCGCUGGGUCAGAGAUAUGAGGAUGAAAUGAGACAGUGCAAAGUGCCUGAAUCAGUGCUGGGGACAGCCUGGCACUCAGCUUCCUCUCCCUUCUGGAAAUCCAGACACCUAGGCUUUAGAGAAAUUUGCAAAAAUUCUCUGCAACUUUGUGCAAGCUCUUUUACUUUUUUGGACCUGGGCUGGUUGAACUUAACUUUUUUCUCUUUUGGCUGCACUGUGAGGCCUGUGGGAUCUUAGUUCCUCAACCAGAAACCAAACCUAUGCCAUCUGCACUGGGAAGGAAGGUGGUCCACUGGACCACCAAGGAAGUCACUGAUCUCAGAUUUUUCUAUCAUUCAUUUAUCCAGUCUUUUACCAUCCAACAAACAUUUCUGAAGCUCCUUUCUUAGGCCUGGUACCACCUUAGCACUGGAAAUCCAAAUGAUGGGCCGCAUAGAGCUGGAGCCUGCUCCUAGCCCUCAGGCUCAGGAAGGAUGGUGCUAAAUGAGUAGUUAAUGGGGGCUGAGUGCUCAAAGGAUAAGCUGUCAGCCUGACUUUGACUGAGUGUGUGGUUUAGGGAUGGCCUCCUUGAUAUUUUAAGCCAACACCCACAAAUGAGCUGGAGGUGGCCUAGUAAAACUGUGGAGGGAAGAGUGUUGCCAUGGCAACAGCCAGGUGUAGGAGCCCAGAGAUGGGAGACAAGAUAUUUGAGCUUCGAGGCUCAAAGUGUGUUCUGUGGACCAGCAGUCUGGGCAUCACUGGGGAGCUUGGUAGGUGUCUUGGGCCCCACCCCAGAUCUGCUGAGCAGAACUUGCAUUAGGACAGUUCCUGGCUGGUUUGUGUGCACACUGAUGUUGGAGAAACAGGAGUGGAUGGAAGCUAGAUAUUGAGGGAGAGAGGGACUCCAGCUGAGAUGGCAAAGUUUGCUGGGCCUGGUCCUACAAGACCUCACAGACUAUGGGCAGGCAUUUGGUUUGGAUUCUCAGGACUAAAGCCAGGGAUAUUUUGAAUUUUUAAUAGAGGUAAGUAACACAAUCAGGUAUAGAUGAAUGGACUUGGAGGGGAGCAGGGCUGCAAGUAUAAAACAGAAGAGAUCCCUCUGAUGCCAAAUAUCUGAUGGAUCAGGCGCUCAUAGCAACUCCACCCAGGCUUUUUACUCCACUCCUUGGUCAGACAGCCUGGCCUGCUCUUGCCAGCCUGCUUCUCACUCAAAGUCCUUGACUCCCUCCUGGACUGAACUCUCCCAAAAGGUAUCACAUAGUCACCUGAGGAGUUAACCGUAUGCAUUUAAAAGACAAAAAUAAUCACAAUGCUCAGUGCUCUUAAGGGUGCCCAGAGAUGGACCAGCUUAUGUACUUCUGGCAGGCAUAUGAGUCACAAGAAUUUUUCUAGACAGUAAUUUGAUAAUAUGGGCUUUAAAAAUGAUACUGCAAAAAAUAAAUAAAUAAAUAAAUAAAUAAAAACGAUACUGCAGCCUUCCCUGGUGGUAUAAUGAAGGCUGAAGGUAGAAGAACUUAUGCUUUCAAACUGUGGUGCUGGAGAAGACUCUUGAGAAACCCUUGGACUGCAGGGAGAUCAAACCAGACAAUCCUAAAGGAAAUCAACCCUGAAUAUUCACUGGAAGGACUGAAGCUGAAGCUCCAAUACUUUGGCCACUGGAUGAGAGAGCCUGCUUAUUGGAAACGACCCUGAUGCUAGGAAAGAUUGAGGGCCAGAGGAGAAAGAGGCAACAGAGGAUGAGAUGGUUAGACGGCAUCACUGACUCAAUGGACAUGAGUUUAAGCAAACUCUGGGAGAUACUGACGGAGACAAAAUCUUGGCAUGCUGCAGUCCAUGGAGUCACAAAGGUCGACACAUGACUUAGCAACUGAACAACGAGAGUGGAUAAGAAUCCAUUGGAUCCAGGGUUUAGGAAGGAAGAUCCCACAUGCUUUGGGGCAACUAGGCCCAUGUGCUACAACCACCGAGCCUGUGAGCUUUUGGACUCGCAAGUUGGGACUCACUGCUCCACAAGAGAAGCUGCUGCAAUGAGAACCCUGGGCACAGCAAUGAAGAGUACCCCUGCUUGCCAGAACUAGAGAAAACCUGCUCCCAGCAACCAGAAAUAAAUAAUUAAAAAACAAACAAAAAAACGACCUUGCAUGGCCCUGACUAAAGUUCCUCAAGUCAGGAUAGAAAAUAAUCAGAAAAAUCAGAAAAAAAAUAUGGAUCCUUAUUUGUUAGUAGCAAAAGUUUAGAGACUACUGAAAUGUCUCAGGAAAGGUCGGGGAGUAGCUAACCGCAACAGGGUGACCACCCUCAAUCAGGGCUUUUGUAGCUUUUUUAGUGAAACAGAAAAGAUUAUAAAUACUGAGUGGCUUCAACUGUGUAAAAAUUAUACAUAAAAAUGAGUGGAAAUGUGGGUGAAUAUUUCCCUUUCUGCUUUUCUGUAUUUUCCAAAUACUCUAUAAUAAGUGUGUAAUACCUUGAUGAUGAGAAAAAUUGCUUUAAAAAGUUUGUCUGUCCAAUGCAACAGGUGACGUCAUGGUCCUGGAGGUAGACAUCACAAUAGAAGGGCUCGGCACAGUCAAUGAGACCGGAGUCCCCAUCAUGGCGCACCCCCCAGCCAUCUACAGCGACAACACCCUGGAGCAGUGGUUGGAUGCUGUGCUGGCCUCUUCCCAGAAGGGCAUCAAACUAGACUUCAAGAGCAUCAAGGCUGUGGGCCCCUCCCUGGACCUGCUUCGGCGGCUGACAGAGGAGGGGAAAGUUCAAAGGCCUGUGUGGAUCAAUGCCGACAUCCUGAGGGGUCCCAACAUGGUCAGAUCAACAGAGGUCAAUGCCACACAGUUCCUGGCCUUGGUCCAGGAGAAGUAUCCCAAGACAACCCUGUCUCCAGGCUGGACUACCCUAUACCUGCCCUUGUUCCCAAAUGGGACAUAUACCCAGACCAUGAUGGAGAAGAUGCAGGAGCUGGUGGGAGCACUGCCCCAGAAGGUGACCUUCCCCGUGCGGGCUGUCAUGGUCAGGGCUGCCUGGCCCCAAUUCAGCUGGCUGCUUGGCCAAUCUGACAGGUAUAGCCUGACAAUGUGGCAGUCCACCUCGGACCCCGUGUCAGUGGACGACCUCCUCUACAUCCGGGACAACACCGCCACCCACCAAGUCUACUAUGACCUCUUUGAACCUCUCCUGUCGCAGUUCAAGCAGCUCGCCAUGAAUACUUCACGGAAGCAAAGCUACUACACCGGGGGCAGCCUGAUCCCUGCUCUCCAGCACCCUGGGGACGAGGGUCUGAGCGUGGAGUGGCUGGUUCCUGACAUCCAGGGCAAUGGAAGCACAGCAACAGUGCGGCUCCCAGACCAAGAAGGCAUGAUCCUGCUGAACGUGGGCCUCCAGAAGCCUGCAGCUGGAGACCCCGUGCCCAUCGUCCGCACCCCAGAUGGCCGUGCCCUGACGCUGGAGUCCUGCCUGCAGCAGCUGGCCACGCACCCCGGACGCUGGGGGGUCCACGUGCACAUAGCAGAGCCCGCCGCCCUCCGGCCGUCCCUGGCCACGCUGGCCAUCCUCUCCACCCUUGGCCGCCUGUCUAGGCCCGUGUGGGUCGGGGCCACAGUCUCCCACGGGAGUUUCAUGGUCCCUGGCUACAUGACUGGCAGGGAGUUGCUUACAGCUGUGGCCAAGGUGUUCCCCCACGUGACAGUGGCCCCAGGCUGGCCCGAGGAAGUGCUGGGCAGUGGCUACAGGGAACAGCUGCUCACAGAUAUGCUGGAGCUGUGCCAGGGCCUCUGGCAACCCGUGUCCUUCCAGCUGCAGGCUGGACCUCUGGGCCAGAGCCCCGCUGGAGUCGUGGCCCGCCUGCUGGCAGCCUCCCCCCGGGCCACGGUCACGGUGGAACACAGCCCUGGCCGGGGCCACGAUGCAUCUGUGCGGGCAGUGCUGCUGGCAGCCAGGGCCGUGGAGAAGACCCGAGUCUACUACAGGCUACCCCAGAGCUACCGCCAAGAAUUGCAGGCAGAUAUUGGCAGACACUGAGCACCCAGGGGUGCUGGCCCGGUGGACCCCAGCUUCCCUCGGGGGAGGCAGGAAGGAAUAAAUGCCUCUGCUUCCUCAGUGCACUGCACGCAUGUACUUGGGGCAGGAUGGAGUGGGAAUGGACGUGAGGUGGCC